Messenger RNA from Phyllotreta striolata, 1125 nucleotides. The record is from the annotation of a GenBank genome assembly. NCBI's taxonomy places the organism in Eukaryota, Metazoa, Arthropoda, Insecta, Coleoptera, Chrysomelidae.
AUGUUUACAGUUCAAUUUAGUUCGAUUUUAUCCACCAUGGAUUUCCAUCACAGAAGAAUCAAAGACACUUACUUCGUUGAUUUUUGGUAUAAAGCAGGGAUCGCUUUGGGAUUGUUUCCAUGGACAUUACAAAAAGGGUUCAUGAAACACCAAAUAAUCGCGCUGGCAUUUUCAUUUUUGGCUUUUUCGAUCCUCAGCGUUUAUAUCAUAAUCGACAAAGAAAACUGUGGGUAUGGAAUGGGGCUUUUGAUAUUCACGUCGCUUGAUAAUGCCGCACACGGAUUAUUCAAUUUGAUUAUUCUUUACGACCUCGUAAUGGAAAGAAAACGUUGGAGGACACUCAAAGAAUUGUUCCACUAUUUGGACAAAAACCUCAACUAUACUAAUUACGUAUCAGACACUUACAUAACAUUUUAUAUCAUCGGAAGUAUUCUACAUUUACUAUUGAACAUAUAUGCAAAUUGGCAUUUUUUUUUUAAGAAUUCUUCUUCGGUGGGUAUCGUAUCAGGAAUUAUCUGGAAUUUAUACCAAAUGCAGAAGUUUAUAACCAUUGGUUAUCUAAUCAAUGUGUCCUUGCUGUUGAAACGAAGAAUCGAGAAAUGCUGCAGAAUAUUGGAAAAUUUAGUCAAAAAUCCCUACCAGCAGAAGACAGAAGUUGCCUACAAAUUAAUGAGUUUGAAGAAUUAUAAAUACUAUGUGCUUAUCGUUUGGAAUUUGAACUCCCUAUUUGGAAGGAAAUUGCUACUCUUUCUUGUCAUGGCUUUCAUAACGAUUUUGGACGAAGUACAGUUCAUACUGGAUAUCGAUAUGAGCGAUAUUAAGAUCGCUAUUGUAUUGGAAAACUUGACAGAGUUAAUUUUAAUUAUGGUUUUGACCAUAAUCAUAGCAAUAGCAGGUGACAUCAUCGAAAAAUCCGGCGACAAAAUGAUCAAAUUAUUGAACAUACUCCAGCUGAGUAUCGAAGAUGAUUUCCUGAAACAGGAACUCAGCAAAUUUGCCGCUUUGGUCACGGAACUCCGGCCUUCUUUAUCCGUUGCAGGAUUUUUUGACGUCAACAGGAAACUAUUGCCCAUGCUACUAUCCAGUUUUACCGCUUAUAUCAUCAUUUUGAUCCAGCUGAAGUAG